Molecule: messenger RNA, 1192 nt
Organism: Zeugodacus cucurbitae (melon fly)
Lineage: Eukaryota; Metazoa; Arthropoda; Insecta; Diptera; Tephritidae
Exons: 3
Coding region: 355-975 (206 amino acids)
Source: RefSeq, a predicted model, not a curated record
GUAAGUAUUAGUGAAGAUAUCGAUGCAGAACUUUGCACAAAUACUAUGUUAAUAGUGUGGCAGCCCCAUUAUAAAAAUCGCCGAAAUCGGACCAUAGGUUUUUAAGACCCCAUAUAUCGAACACGAGGACCUCGGUGCUUAUAAUCUAAUAUUAUGGUUUCCAACUUUCAAUGGACUUUAUACAAUAUGUAUGACGAAUAUGUGGGUCAAAUUGUGAAUUAUAUAAUAUAAAUAAAGUUAAAUAUAUAAAUUGCGAGAGUAUAAAAUGUUCGGUUACACCCGAACUUAGCCCUUCCUUACUUGUUUUUAUAUAAAAGACGACAUUUGCGAAAAGUCUACUCUGCAGUUUACACUAUGAGUGAGGAGUUGAUACCAUCAACUGAGCUGUCGUUAUUUGCCGAGCAAUGUCCGUUGGGAGAUGAGUCCCCUACAACGAAAAAUGUCGACAAUGAGUCCGUAGUAAUUUUGGAUAGUGAUGAACAGUUAAUUAAUUUAUUGUGUUCGUGGGAUUUGUCGUCAAAUGCGUUGAUACAGUUCAAUAGAUGUGGUUUAAAGAGUGUAGAAAUUUUGCAGAUGAUCCAUUCCCAUGAUAUUGACGAAAUUUUUAAUGCCAGAGAACUAAUUGUGGACAAAAUUAAGUUUCGGUACAACUUGCAAAAAUGGCGUUUAGAAAAUAAUUUCGAUAUGCUCACGUGCUGUAGUCGUGAUAGAACUAUAACAAACCUUUCAUCCAUUCGAAGCUGGCUGAGCUCUGCAAGCACACCUUCAACAUCCCCAAACAACGAACCCAACGUCGAAGAGGUUUUAAAACAAACAGUAGCAGGUAAGGACAUAAUAAAGAAGUACGAAAACUGUGGUUGCCUCCAAGAAAGUGACCAAUCUGCAAUAGUUCGCAUUAUUGUGGAUAAUUACUUAUUAAUUCUAUUACGUACCCAGGACAAACAAAAAAAAAAACGCAACUGGGAAAUUAUAUGAUAGAUACUUUAACAGCUUGCAUAAUCGAAAAGCUCAGUUGAAAAAUGAAGCUCCAUCAAAAAUUUUCAAAGUUGCCGUUGUAAAUGAUGAGAGCCACGCUAAACUUAAUGAAAUAAAACAUUGGUUACAGCACAAUAUUCCUGAAGAUAUAUGCGUGUCGUGGAAAGAAACUUCAGAAGAUAGAAUUAAAGAACUUGCUAAAUAUAUGUAUGUAUAU